This is a messenger RNA of Achroia grisella, 906 nucleotides long. Its product is annotated as syntaxin-1A-like. Lineage: Eukaryota; Metazoa; Arthropoda; Insecta; Lepidoptera; Pyralidae. The record is from RefSeq and is a predicted model, not a curated record. Gene Ontology annotation, biological process: vesicle-mediated transport. Bases 1 to 906 code for a protein of 301 amino acids. The transcript is spliced from 2 exons. Gene Ontology annotation, cellular component: membrane.
AUGACGAAGGGUAGGUCUGAUGAAGAAACUGGUGACGAAUCCGGCGUUGUCAAUGUCCUUAAAGGCACGUUCAUGGAUGCAUUCUUCGGUGAGGUGGAAGAGAUAGGAGAGAUUAUAAAAAAGAUUCAAGGUAUUUUGGAAAAGUUUAAUAAGAAAUACAUGGCCAUUUUAUUGUCAUCCUCUAUACAAAAGAACAAUAUACAGGAACUCGAAGACUUUAGAGCGAAGUUUUUAAAAAAUGCCAACGAAAUCAUAAGCAAAUUGAAACACAUGAAACUAAAUAUCGAGCAAGAAUAUUCGAACAAAUUAUUGGCUGAAGUCAGGAUAAGAAUUCAACAAUAUUGCUUGUUGAUCCGUAAUUUCAAGGAAGUAAUGAGGGAGUAUAGCCGGAUGCAGUUAGACCUCAUGGAUCGGUUCGAGGACAUGUUACAAUUUCAGCUAGAGAAAGUCGGGAGGGCAGUCACAGAAGAGCUGGAGGAAAUGUUUAAUGGCUACAAAUCGGACCCAUCAACCAAGAAGCUAUGUUCUAAUAUGUUGUAUGACAUGAUGAUGCUCGUCUUAAGCGUGGAUGAGAUGCCCAUUAAGUGCGUGCCCGUUACUCAAUGGGAUCAAUCAUUUCAGAAAAUACAUUUGAAACAACUUGCACCCUACCUUCUCGUAGAGGCUCGUGGGUACACGCGCGCGCCUCCAGGGACCUGGUUGUGGGGUGGUGCCUCCCUCAAGGCAUGCACCCCGGCCCCCGUGGGGGGUAGACUCGGGACGGAGUUGGGCUCGUCCCGACGUCUGCGCCUGGUCCUCCGGCGGAUCAUUGGGGCGAAAGGAUCGUACUCGCGGUCCCUCUCCGCCGCUUCCUUCUGCGAAAUAACUUCUUCGCAGAAGGUGAGCACUGCCAGCCACGACCCCUAA